Messenger RNA from Aedes albopictus (Asian tiger mosquito), 1677 nucleotides. Its product is annotated as platelet glycoprotein V. The record is from RefSeq and is a predicted model, not a curated record. NCBI's taxonomy places the organism in Eukaryota, Metazoa, Arthropoda, Insecta, Diptera, Culicidae. Gene Ontology annotation, molecular function: protein binding.
AUAUGGCUGCUGCUGUUGGCGUUGAUAGCCAAUGGCCACACCCUGAAGGACACCGAAUUCGAGCCAGUGGAAGGCAUAUGCGACACUUGUACUUGCACCGUCCGCAACGAAUCCAACGCCCAGUACCUCAGCUACUCCAUACUGGACUGCUCGACGAAGAACCUUCGGCAUAUGUUGGCCUCUUGGCCGGAUGUCUUCGACAACGAGCAAGCCAAUCAGGAAAUCGUCUUUUCCCUGUCCGGAAAUGACAUAAAAUCGCUGCAGCAGUUGCCGGCCACCGAGGCGGACUUGGUAUUCAGCUGUCGGCACUGUAACCUUACCGAGAUGGCCAGUGGCGCCUUUCUGGACACGCCCAACAUCAUCCGGUUGGAUCUGAGCUGGAACCUCUUGACGGGAGAUGCCUUGCGGCCGGAUGUGUUCCGCGGGAAGUACGCCGAACAGGAGUACGAAUCUAUAGCAUUGGACGAGCUGGAUUUGAGCUACAAUGCGGUAGAUUUCCUGGAUGCGGCCUUGUUCGAACACAUGAUUCAUCUGAGGCGGCUGUCCUUGGCGCACAAUCCGCUGAAGAAGCUAACGGACGGUACGGUGACGGCGCUGGGAUCGAUCAGUCGACUGGAACAUUUGGAUUUGUCGUAUGCGCAGCUCGAUGAUCUUCCCGGGGAGAUGUUCCAGAAGAUCGAAGGCUUGCGGGAGCUGCUGGUACAGGGCAAUCAGUUCACGGUGGUGCCCAGUUCCAUUAGAUUGCUGAAGCCGACACUGAUGGCACUGUACGUCGGUGAGAAUCCGAUUCAGCGACUGGACGAGGAAAGCUUCUUCGACUUGGAUCACUUGACUCAGCUGAACAUCAGUGGAAUGCCACUGCUGGAUGAUGUCGAUACGGGAACCUUCAGUGGACUGAAGUCGUUGGAAGUGUUGUCCUGCAGUAACAACCCCAAGCUGGUGGAGUUUGACAUGAGCGACUUGAAAGGAUUAAUACGGCUGAGACAGCUGGACAUCUCCCACUGUGCCAUCGAGCAUCUCCGCCUGGACGAACCCAUCCCGGUGCAGGACGAAACCUCGGACAUAGCCUUCAUCGAAACGUUUCCCAAGUUGCGCUCCGUCAAGCUGGAAGGCAAUCCGUGGCACUGCGAUUGCGAACUAUACGAGAUCAUCGAAUCCAUCAAGCACAUCCUCGAGGACGACGACGAGUUCCAAGGCCCGCACCAUUCAUCCGAAGCUCGCUGCGAGACUCCGUACGACCUGUCGGCACUGCCCCUCACCGAGCUGGCCGGAAAGUCGCUCUGUUCGACUCCGCCGAAAAAAGUUCCUAAAAUUCCCAUCUACGAGGCACCGGCCUUCUUGCGGCCGCGGUCCAUUGUGCUGUCGCUCCUGUCGGUGGUGGUGGUCCUGCUGAUCGGGCUCAUCAUCGGCGUCAUUAUCGUUUGCAUCAAGCGCAAGCUGAAGGAAAACGACUUCCGGUUUGCUUCGCCCGUUCGAUACACGACGGUGCGGAACAGCACGACGUCGACGAUUUUGCAAGCCUAAUGUGUGUGAGCGGCCUUGCGGGAGUACAUUGUGUUGCGCACCCCCAUAGGGAGAAAACCGAAUUUUGUUUAUUCUAGUCUGCCUUAUCUUGUUAAGAAUAUGUAAUCUUAAGCUUUGUAGAUGGUAAAUAUAGAUUUUGUGUAAGUAUAUAUA